AUGCCAUUGCCAUGGACAGUGACCGCUGGGCCAGAGCUCCAAAGCCCCAAGGAGCCUGGGAAGCCACAGACCCUAGCUCAGGGCACCCGGAAGUCCAACAGUAUGAAAGAGCCAAGUAUUCACCACGGGGACACUCUGAAACCCAGCCUGAGCACCCUGAAGCGGACCUUCUUCCGGACCAGCCUGCCAGCUUCCACCCACAAACCUAAGGAGGACCAGGGCCUAAUCAGGCGAAGUUCCCGCCUGUUCCGAUCCUUGAGACGGGCCCUGGAUGAAGGCCUAGCUGCUGGGCACCCUCAAGUCCCUGCAGUGACAGAGAAGCCUUCCAGUGUUACUGAUGGUAUCUGUCGGCAGGCAUCCAGGGGGAUGGGACCUGAGGAUCUGGAACUCCAGGAAGAGAGCAAAUCCGUGACAGACCUCAUCACUGACAGGCAAUUAGUGAAGGCCUUCGAACAGUUGCGGUACCUGGAGACGCGGCUGGUAGCAGACAAAACCUCACGCACCUUUGCGCAGGACCCCACCGCCUAUGCACGGCGCGCUAUGGACGUUUGCCUACAUUACGACGGAAUAGCCGCGGAGAUCGGAGCUAUUGUGCGCGAGGCGCUGGGUUCCGAAGGAGUGGAUGGAGAGGCUCUAGCCGAACUGGCCCAGGUGGUGAACUUGGAAGAGGAGGCCCAUCAGGCCCCCCAAGCCGACGGUGACUUCUUGAGUACGCCCCGCCACUGGCGUCGGCACUGGAAGGACGCGGUGCAGCGCAGCGCCCAGGAGCGCGUGCAGCAGGCUGGCGUCAAAGUCACCCCAGGGGCUGCGGAGGGCUCUUCCGACCUAGCCCAGCUUCUGGCUGAACUCGGUAGCGUGGUUCGCCGUGACCUGCAGAAGGUGCGAUUAGAGAUACAGCCCGCUUACGAAGCCACCGAUUUCCCGGUGUGGGAGACCUACUUGCGUGCCUUUCACAGCGCGGUGGCCCAGCGUUUGCAGGAGCUGGCGCGAGACGCCCGCGGCUGUGAGCAGCUCUAUGUGCUGUUAGACUGGGCCGCCAAUGUGUACGGCAGUCCUGACUUCCUAGGCGCCCCAGACUUGGCACUGCCCACCGAACCGCUGCCCCCACUCCUAGAGCCUGCUUUGUGGGCCCGACUGGAAAGUGACUACACUAACUUCCUAGAGACAAAGAUCACAAGCUGUUUUGAUAGCAUCUUGCAUCUGGAGCAGAGUCGCUGGGAAGCUGGCGAGGAGCUGGAAGUGCUACAGGGCCUCUACCAUACGCCCCUGUCCAUCGACGUGCACAUGCUCGUGGCUGAGCACGUGAAGGCGGCCGGCGCUAUCUCCUCGGAGCUGGAGGCCACCACCCUGCAGAUCUGCGCACGUGCGCUCUGCCUCUUUGUGCCCAGGUUUGAAAAGGCAUUUCUGGCGUCGAAGGCGGUGAGCGAGUGCUACCUGGGCGCUUACAUUAACGCUUGCGUGGAGAUGAGAACCAGCCUUCUGGCCAGGUUCCCUGGAACCAUAAAGGAACUGGAGAAACCCCUCGUGGCUGCCACCAAUAGCUUCCAGAAGCACCUGCUCCAGAUGGCACAGCAAGACAUACAGCCACUAUUCAAGAUGCUGCAUACCAAGAGCUGGCUCACACAGGACACACUGCAUCCCCUCAUGGUCAAGGUGGUGGACUUUGCACAUCAUCUUGAGCAUGUGACCCCACUACUGGCACAGGAGACUCUGCAGGAGGUUCACCGUUUUGUGGUCCGCGAGUACCUGGGGCAGGUGCUGAGGCCCCACGAGAGGUUCAGUGGCCUGGAUCGUGUGAAUGGCUCCCAUAAGAUGAGCCUGGAUGCUCAGGCCAUUAGCAGCACUUUCCAGGGCCUGGGCUCUGAAGCCAAGUGGUUGGACCAAGCCAUUCUGUGUGUGGCUGAGAUCCUGGGCGAGACCUACAAAGACGACAUCCAGCGGCAUCUGGAGACACUUAUACGCAGCUACCCAGACAUCAGGCGUGACCACGUACUGGCCAUUCUGGCGCUGCGUAGACUCGGUCGCCGUAGGAAUCAUAAUCUGUUGCAACACACCCAACACUUGCUGAGGGCAGCGCCUGAGAUCAGGCCCUCCCCACGCCGUGUGCUCUUUGAAGAGAUCGAAGUGCCCACCUCCGUGGACGUGCUGAUCACGUGCAUCUAGGCUGAAGGGCAGGCAGGAGACGGGUGGGCAGAGGAGGGUCUGCCACCCUCCCCGUGACUGACCCCAAGAAGGAAACCCAGUGAGUCACUCUGGCCCUACCCGCAGCUCUGAAGCCUGGAGCCAUGGAAUCCUUGAUCUCAGUUAGAGGGCGUCAAGAGUGGAAGCAUUCCAGGCAUUUGUGGGGGAGUCUUUUGGGGUGGCUGAGGCUCCUUCCAGGACUUCAGGCCAGGAGGGUUUCCUUUUCUAACUGCCCGGUAUAUCCUCACUACAG
Molecule: messenger RNA, 2434 nt
Organism: Microtus ochrogaster (prairie vole)
Lineage: Eukaryota; Metazoa; Chordata; Mammalia; Rodentia; Cricetidae
Gene: Exoc3l4
Product: exocyst complex component 3 like 4
Biological process (GO): exocyst localization; exocytosis
Cellular component (GO): exocyst
Molecular function (GO): SNARE binding
Source: RefSeq, a predicted model, not a curated record